AUGGACGAGGCUGCGCGGACUAAGUUGUUGGCGUUGGUGGAUCCUCGUUUCCGGGAGUUGGAGCCGAGUAACACUCGUUUGAAUGAGCCGCGAGGACAGUCAGUUGGAAAAGUGCGGGCGGCUGCUGCCGUAAGCUCGCCGGCACGUGGUCCGGCGGUGGACGUGCGUCCGUUGUCUACACCGGCGGGACAGAAGUAUGUGAAAUUGAGUAACCACGUGAUAACUCAGGUGGACGACCGUUCGGACUUCAGUUCAAUGGUGCGGAAGGUGUCGAUUGACCGGUUGAACGAGGAGAGUAAGAAGAUUCGAGGACACCAGACCCCAUUGCAUCCGGCGCACGCGUUGGGACACGCGGAGUUACCGGACGAGUUGGCAGAGAUGUUUAUUCGGCGUUUGUUGCAGCCGAACAUUUCACAGGAGAUGGUUGAGGCGAGGUUCUCGUCCAUGGCUGCGUUUUCCAUUCCGCGUGAACACGUGCUCAAAUUAAUCAUCAAAUCCAUCGACUUGAUAAAGCGCGAGAGUAUGGUAUUGCACCUGCGUGCUCCGAUCAAGGUGUUUGGCGACAUCCACGGCCAGUACUAUGAUAUGAUGCGGCUCUUUGGCUCCUACCGGUGUCCCGUGGAUGAGGCCUGGUUUGCCGAGUCCUGUUCUCCUGAGCUGGCUAAAGUGCAAGGAGACAUUGAUAGCACUGACUACCUUUUCCUGGGCGACUUCGUGGAUCGUGGCUGCAACUCGCUGGAGGUCAUCUGUCUGCUUCUGGCUCUCAAGUGCCGCAGUCCCCGCCAGAUCCACCUGAUUCGUGGGAACCACGAAGACGCGGCCAUAAACGGCACCUAUGGUUUCAAGGACGAGUGUCGCCGCCGCCUCGGCGAAGACCCCGACCAACCUGGUUCGUGCUGGAACCUGUUCAACAUGGUUUUCGAAUACCUUCCUCUCGGCGCGGUAAUCGAAGACCGAAUCUUCUGCAUUCACGGGGGCAUCGGCGGCAACGUCAACACCGUCGACGACGUGGCCAGCCUCGGCAGACCGCUGAAAGUCAGCCAGCUACCCACUACCCUCGAGGAACAAAAGGUUACAGACCUGCUCUGGUCAGACCCGACUGAAAACGACAGCCAAGUCGGCGUCAUACCCAACGACGUCCGGGACCCUGAAAACACGGGACACAUCACCCGAUACGGACCUGACCGCGUAGUCGAAUUCCUCGAAGGAAACAACUUGGACUUAAUCAUCCGUGCACACGAAUGUGUUAUGGAUGGAUUUGAACGCUUCGCCGCUGGCAGACUCAUUACCCUCUUCUCCGCUACCGAUUACUGUAAUACACAUAAAAAUGCAGGUGCUCUACUGUAUGUUCGCAAAGACUUGACCAUCGUACCAAAGAUGAUAUACCCUGCCUCCAGGGACGUACGGUCCACUUGGCUAACUUUGGACGCCAGACCACCCACGCCACCACGCAGCUCCCGCAGAGUCAAAAGCGGAGACGAAUGGCAAUACUAA
Molecule: messenger RNA, 1494 nt
Organism: Gregarina niphandrodes
Lineage: Eukaryota; Apicomplexa; Conoidasida; Eugregarinorida; Gregarinidae
Product: serine/threonine-protein phosphatase
Exons: 1
Coding region: 1-1494 (497 amino acids)
Molecular function (GO): hydrolase activity
Source: RefSeq, a predicted model, not a curated record